This is a messenger RNA of Melanotaenia boesemani (Boeseman's rainbowfish), 4787 nucleotides long. RefSeq lists its product as uncharacterized. The record is from RefSeq and is a predicted model, not a curated record. Bases 181 to 4008 code for a protein of 1275 amino acids. The transcript is spliced from 19 exons. Gene Ontology annotation, cellular component: external side of plasma membrane. NCBI's taxonomy places the organism in Eukaryota, Metazoa, Chordata, Actinopteri, Atheriniformes, Melanotaeniidae. Gene Ontology annotation, biological process: T cell costimulation; positive regulation of T cell proliferation; cellular response to lipopolysaccharide.
CAAGCCUGAGGAAAACUGGAGGAACCGGAGUGAAGCUAUGAGGAAGCUGAACGUCCUCCUCUUUCCUCACAAGUCGUCCUGAAGCUGCCUGUGUGGUAAGAAGCUUCUCUGGAGGAGACGUGUUGCAGAGCUGCUGAUGUCCUGAAGGACGUUUAAAGUCUCUCUUAGUCUGACAGGAAGAUGAAGAUGUUGCUGGUGAUGGUCCUCCUCCUGCACGUUUCCCAGCAUGCCCUGCCUGGGGUGGUGGAGGUGAAUGAGGGGGCGGAGUCAGUCCUUCUGCCCUGUGAGUACGAUGGUUAUACUCCUGAAGACAACCUCAGAGUCAUGUGGACUCGCAACGAUCUCAGUCCCAGAUUUGUCCACCAAAGAGGACAAGAAGGUGAUCUGGAAGAACAGAACCAGCUUUACAGAGGACGGACAUCAAUGAAACCUGAUGCUUUAGACUCUUCAGACUUCAGUCUCAGUCUGAGAAAACCACAUCUGUCUGACAGCAGCAUCUACACCUGCUCCAUCAGUAAUGGACUCAUGGAACUAAAAGUCAUGGAUGUUGAGCUGAAGGUGAAAGGAACAUUUCCAUCCUGGGCCACAGCUGUUCUGGUUCUUGUCGUCUCUGCUGGUGUUUUAUAUCAUUUUAGAUCCUAUUUCAUGUCAGUCUACCAGGUGGAGGUGGAGUCAGGGGCGGAGUCUGUCCUGCUGCCCUGCAGAACCACAGUUCACCUGCCUGGAGACGCUAGAGUGGAGUGGAAGGACAGUUACAGGAUGGUCCAUGUGUACCAGAACGGUUCUGACCAGCCUGAAGACCAGAACGAGGACUACAGAACCAGAACAGUGAUGGAGAGAAAACCUCUACAAUCUGGAGACCUCAGUCUGACUCUGAAACUCCCCACAGAUGAAGACAGUAGGACCUACACCUGCAUCGUCUACAGCAGGGAGGGAAACAUCCUGAUGAUGAAACAAGUUCGUCUUACAGUCAGAGUUCCACAGGUGGAGGUGGAGUCAGGGGUGGAGUCUGUCCUGCUGCCCUGCAGAACCACAGUUCACCUGCCUGAAGAAGCUAAAGUGGAGUGGAAGUACGGUAACUACUGGACGGUCCAUGUGUACCAGAACGGUUCUGACCAGCCUGAAGACCAGGACCAGGUCUACAGAACCAGAACAGUGAUGGAGAGAAACCCUCUACAACCUGGAGACCUCAGUCUGACUCUGAAACUUCCCACAGAUGAAGACAAUGGAACCUUCACCUGCAGAGUCUACAGCAGGGAGGGAAACAUCCUGAUGAAGAAACAAGUUGGUCUCACAGUCAGAGUCUACCAGGUGGAGGUGGAGUCAGGGGCGGAGUCUGUCCUGCUGCCCUGCAGAACCACAGUUCACCUGCCUGGAGACGCUAGAGUGGAGUGGAAGGACAGUUACAGGAUGGUCCAUGUGUACCAGAACGGUUCUGACCAGCCUGAAGACCAGGACCAGGUCUACAGAACCAGAACAGUGAUGGAGAGAAACCCUCUACAACCUGGAGACCUCAGUCUGACUCUGAAACUUCCCACAGAUGAAGACAAUGGAACCUUCACCUGCAGAGUCUACAGCAGGGAGGGAAACAUCCUGAUGAAGAAACAAGUUGGUCUCACAGUCAGAGGUCAACAGGUGGAGGUGGAGUCAGGGGUGGAGUCUGUCCUGCUGCCCUGCAGAACCACAGUUCACCUGCCUGGAGACGCUAAAGUGGAGUGGAAGGAUGAUGACGAUGAGAAAGUCCAUGUGUAUCAGAACGGUUCUGACAAGCUUGAAGACCAGUACCAGGUCUACAGAACCAGAACAGUGAUGGAGAGAAAACUUCUACAACCUGGAGACCUCAGUCUGACUCUGAAACUCCCCACAGAUGGAGACAGUAGGACCUUCACCUGCAGAGUCUACAGCAGGGAGGGAAACAUCCUGAUGGAGAAACAAGUUCUUCUCACAGUCAGAGUUCCACAGGUGGAGGUGGAGUCAGGGGUGGAGUCUGUCCUGCUGCCCUGCAGAACCACAGUUCACCUGCCUGGAGACGCUAAAGUGGAGUGGAAGGAUUUAUACAGGACGGUCCAUGUGUACCAGAACGGUUCUGACCAGCUUGAAGACCAGGACCAGUUCUACAGAACCAGAACAGUGAUGGAGAGAAACCCUCUACAAUCUGGAGACCUCAGUCUGACUCUGAAACUCCCCACAGAUGGAGACAGUAGGAUCUUCACCUGCAGAGUCUACAGCAAGGAGGGAAACAUCCUGAUGAAGAAACAAGUUCGUCUCACAGUCAGAGGUCAACAGGUGGAGGUGGAGUCAGGGGUGGUGUCUGUCCUGCUGCCCUGCAGAACCACAGUUCACCUGCCUGGAGACGCUAAAGUGGAGUGGAAGGACGGUUACAGGACCGUCCAUGUGUACCAGAACGGUUCUGACCAGCUUGAAGACCAGCACCAGUUCUACAGAACCAGAACAGUGAUGGAGAGAAACCCUCUACAAUCUGGAGACCUCAGUCUGACUCUGAAACACCCCACAGAUGGAGACAGUAGGACCUUCACCUGCAGUGUCUACAGCAGGGAGGGAAACAUCCUGAUGGAGAAACAAGUUCUGCUCACAGUCAGAGUUUACCAGGUGGAGGUGGAGUCAGGGGUGGAGUCUGUCCUGCUGCCCUGCAGAACCACAGUUCACCUGCCUGGAGACGCUAAAGUGGAGUGGAAGGAUUUAUACAGGACGGUCCAUGUGUACCAGAACGGUUCUGACCAGCUUGAAGACCAGGACCAGUUCUACAGAACCAGAACAGUGAUGGAGAGAAACCCUCUACAAUCUGGAGACCUCAGUCUGACUCUGAAACUCCCCACAGAUGGAGACAGUAGGACCUUCACCUGCAGCGUCUACAGCAAGGAGGGAAACAUCCUGAUGAAGAAACAAGUUCGUCUCACAGUCAGAGUUCCACAGGUGGAGGUGAAGGUGGAGUCAGGGGUGGAGUCUGUCCUGCUGCCCUGCAGAACCACAGUUCCCCUGCCUGAAGAUUCUCUAGUGGAGUGGAAGGACAGUUACUACCAGACGGUCCAUGUGUAUCAGAACGGUUCUGACCAGUGUAAAGAGCAGGGCCGGAACUACAGAACCACAACAGUGAUGGAGAGAGACCCUCUACAAUCCAGAAACCUCAGUCUGACUCUGAAACACCCAACAGAUGAAGACAGUACCACCUUCACCUGCAGAGUCUACAGCAGGGAGAGAAACAUCCUGAUGGAGAAACAAGUUCAGGUCACAGUCAGAGUUCCACAGGUGGAGGUGGAGUCAGGGGUAAAGUCUGUCCUGCUGCCCUGCAGAACCACAGUUCACCUGCCUGAAGACGCUAGAGUGGAGUGGAAGGAGACUGACAGGAAAGUCCAUGUGUAUCAGAACGGUUCUGACCAGCCUGGAGAACAGGACCAGUUCUUUAGAACCAGAACAGUGAUGGAGAGAAACCCUCUACAAUCUGGAGACCUCAGUCUGACUCUGAAACACCCCAAAGAUGGAGACAAUAGGACCUUCACCUGCAGCGUCUACAGCAGGGAGGGAAACAUCCUGAUGAAGAAACAAAUUCAUCUCACAGUCAGAGCCUGUCAGGUGGAGGUGGAGGAGGGGGCGAAGUCUGUCCUGCUGCCCUUCAGAACAACACCUGACCUGCCUGAAGACGCUAAAGUGGAGUGGAGGCGUGAUGAACCUAAACCAGUAAUGAAGGUCCAUGUGUACCAGAAUGGUUCUGAUCAAUGUGGAGACCAGGACCAGGUCUACAUAAACAGAACGAAGAUAAAACAAGAUCCUCUGAAAACUGGAGACCUCAGUCUGACUCUGAAACACCCGAAACCUGGAGACAGUGGACGGUACAGAUGUGAAGUCUGGAGGAGAGAAAAUCUCAUGAGAUGGAAAACAUUUCAGCUCAAAGUCAAAGGGACGGUUCGGGUCCAGGAUCAAACAGAGGACAUCAGGACCAGAAGCGGAUCCGAUGAUCCGACUCCUCUGAUGGCUGAUCAAUCAGUCUGAUCUUUGAUUAUUGAUCCAGUCUGACUUUGGAUCAGAGAGAAAAUAUCAGUGAAGGAUCUGAUGGAGGACGGAUGAAGAGAGGACUUGUUCCAGCUGCAGACGUAGUAUUGAUCAGUAUUGAUCAGUAUUGAUCAGUGAUGUCAGAGUGGAGUCAGUGUGAUGUCAUGUUGACCAGCUGUGUGUUCUGGACUCCAGCAUCUUCUUGUUGUUUGUUCCAGACUGUUAGGACCUGGUCUACUAAGGUUCCUGAUGAAGAACACAAACCUUCCUGCCAGCAAACAAGCUGCAGGUGUUGUUUGUUCCUGACGUGCGAGCGAUCAAUAAAGAAUGUUGCUGCAACUGAUACCAGCUGCAAACAGCCGUGUUGUAAUGAGGAUUUAGCGUGUUGUGGUUUGGCCAUGGAGAGUUUAGAAGCAGAGCAGGAAGGAGGCAAACGCAGCAUCAACUUGGUCCUGAUCCCGGAUCCGUUGGCUUCACUAGAACCUUGUGUGGAAACUCGUUGCCUUAAACCACUUUAGUUUUUACAAACGCUGAAACUAAACAUGUCAGGUUGUAUCACCAUGGCAACCAUUAGCCUUCACUCUGACCGUUAGUCCACUAACUCAUUGUCUUCAUACCCCUGCUUGUUUGGAGAAACUCUCUUCAGUCACAUUUACGCUCAUUGUUUAGUUCUUUCACAUAAAGACUGAAUCACACCGACUCACUUUCAUGGAAAGUCAACUUAAAAGACUCCACUUGUUCUACAUGAUGUCUGAUUUUUAUUAAAGUUACUUCAAAAU